Drosophila melanogaster (fruit fly) is the source of this 636-nucleotide messenger RNA. RefSeq lists its product as uncharacterized. Bases 1 to 546 code for a protein of 181 amino acids. The record is from RefSeq and is marked reviewed. The transcript has 3 exons. Lineage: Eukaryota; Metazoa; Arthropoda; Insecta; Diptera; Drosophilidae.
AUGUUGUCAAAGCUAGUUACAAGUAUUCUCUGCGUCGCAGUUGGCAUUCUCGUCAUUGAUUUAAAUGAUGCCGUCGUCUUCAAGUUUACGAACUUCGCCUGUCUAAGUCGCAAUCAAUCCUGGUUUGUGUUCCACAAUUGUCGUCUGAAGGCGGUCAGUCGUGAGAAGGUCUUACUCAACUUUAAUGGAACGGUUCUACAUCCGGCCAAUAACAUAAUAGUUCACGUCAAGCUGUUUAAAAAGGCCAACGGUUUUAAGCCUUGGUUAUUAGACGUAAAACUCGAUGCUUGUCGCUUUGUGCGGACCAACUUCCAUCCGUUUGUACGCAUUAUAUUCGAUCUCUUCAAAGAUUUCUCCACCAUAAACCACACGUGCCCAUAUGUGGGCCUGCAAGUCGUAAAGGAUUUCUAUCUCAGGCCCGAGAAAUUGAAGCUGCCAUUUCCAUCUGGAGACUAUUUGCUAUCUUUAAUAUGGAUAUUCGACAAAAGGCCACAGUUCGAUACGAAUGUUUCUUUUGUUUAUGCAGAGGAUCUCAUAAACGCAUAAUCAUCGAAACUAGAGAUCGACUAACAGAUACCCAUUACUGAGCUUGUGAAAUUUGAAAUGAAUAAAAUCAAAAUAUUUGCGGGCCCGGUU